Mollisia scopiformis is the source of this 2041-nucleotide messenger RNA. RefSeq lists its product as uncharacterized. Gene Ontology annotation, cellular component: nucleus. Gene Ontology annotation, biological process: positive regulation of transcription by RNA polymerase II. Gene Ontology annotation, molecular function: zinc ion binding; transcription cis-regulatory region binding; DNA-binding transcription factor activity, RNA polymerase II-specific. The transcript is spliced from 6 exons. The record is from RefSeq and is a predicted model, not a curated record. Lineage: Eukaryota; Fungi; Ascomycota; Leotiomycetes; Helotiales; Mollisiaceae. The coding region runs from base 172 to 1911 and encodes 579 amino acids.
CUGACCAACCGUUUUGAUGUAAAAUGCGUCGACCACCUUCCAAAGAAUCGCCUGUUGAAUCUGAAGACUCUCGGACAAAUUCCUUGCGAAAACCUCUGUACCUGCUUACUAUUGCAGGAUGAUCAUAUCAUAAACUGCACUUGAGAACUGCCGAGCACACGAGACGAGAGGAUGCUCAUUUAUACUAAGCGUGCUGCUCCCAAAGCACCCAAGCGGAGGUCAAGAGCUGGUUGCAUACAUUGCAAAGAAAAGAAGAAGAAAUGCAACGAGAAACGACCCCAAUGCGAUCGCUGCGAGGAACGAAAUCUGCAAUGCGAAUAUGAGCCAGUGAAACCUCGAAAACGAAGACGGACAUCCUUCGCUGGCUCGGCGCUGUCGCACGAAAAUGAAUCUCCCACUUUCUGCAACGACCGUUGGCCGGGACGAUUCGAUUAUUUUGAUGCUUCGAGCGUGGAUGGAGGACACAAAUGGGAGUCGCAAUCAUAUCAGUACCCAGAGUCGGAAGGCUCACUCGAUUGGGACGGUCCGUACGAGAACGGCAAUGAUGUAGAGGAAGUCAUACGGACAGAGCAUAUGGCAGAACCUUCUACAGCUGUAGCACGCUCAAGAAGCCAAUACCCAGAUCUUGCAAUGAUUGCACCUUCUCCUGUUGUAUCACCACUGGUGGAGUUCUGCUCGCCCGUCUUCCAAGAAUUCACAGAGAAGAGGAAUCGACGAGCAUUGGUCGACCAUUUUUGUAAUGUUCUGUCGCAUCUUAUAGUCUUCAAAGAGGACACGGGAAAUCCAUUCCGACAGCUAGUAUUGCCAUUGUCGCAUGCUAGCUCACCAGUCAUGAAUGCUAUCUUCGCUCUCUCGAGUGCACAUCUGGAAUAUCGAGGCAUCGAGAACGAGGAAAAGUCUCUGGACUUUCACAACAAAGCCCUACAGGGUCUAGCAAGGCUCAUUGAACAGAACGAGGAAUCCAAUCGAGAAGAGGUCUUGGGAGCAAUCAUGCUGCUCGUGUAUUAUGAAGUGCUCGUUCAGAAAGGAAGCUCAAAUAUCGUCAAUGGGCAUCUGAAAGGUGCCAUGACGAUCAUGAAGUCCGGUCGUCAGAUUACAACGCCUACCACCGUAUUUUUAGAACGGGUUUUUCGAUUCUAUGAUGUGAUUGCUGCACUUUCAUUGGGGACACCGCCAAAUAAAAGCACACAACCAAGCUCGACGCCAUUUCCGGUUCCUCCUGUUGAGGGAUUACCCACCGAAAGCUCUCCGCUCAACGCUGUAGAUACUCUGCUGGGAUUUUCAACGGAUUUAUGGCCCAUCAUCCAUCGUCUAUCACAUUUACUAUCACACAAACAGUCUCUCGAGGCAGCAAUAGCAAGUGGCGAAACGAGCAAAGCAACAGUUCUCCGAACAGAGCUCGAGAGCACAUCCCAGGCCAUCGAACUAGCUUUGACCAACUGGAAGCCAAUAUGCAUUCCUGUAUCGACCAAGGAGAGCGAAUCCGCGUUACCACAAAGUACACGCAUCCAAAGUAUUCUCAACAAUGCAGAGGCGUACCGGCAUUCAGCAUUCGUCUAUCUAUAUCGCACGAUCCGGUCGCAUCCUAGAACACACAGCCAGGUGCAAAAACACGCCCAUUUAUCACUUGAAGCAUGCUCGAACGUUGUCAACCUCGCCGAGCAGUGUCAAGAUGGACCGAUGUCUGCCUUACUCUGGCCUCUGUUCGUCGCUGCUUGCGAAGCUAUCAGCGAUCAAGACAGAGAAUUGGCUUUGAACGCUUUCUGUGGGACGGAGAGGAGACAAGGGAUGAAUAACAUUAUGCGCGCCUGGGAAGUGGUUCAGGAGGUUUGGAGAAAGGCAGAUCUAGGCGAAGAGGUUGGUUGGAGGGAUAUUUGUGGUGAGAGAGGAUUUAAUAUUGUGUUUGGGUAGGUUAAAACGGGGUAAUGUUGGUAAUAGGUUCAGAGGCAGUGAGGAUUUAGGUAAUGUCACUGGGGAAGGUGACAUUGAUGUAUAUACUGUGCAAUCAUAGUGCGCGAGUUAUAUUCCAUUACUAUCUUUG